Molecule: messenger RNA, 384 nt
Organism: Lathyrus sativus (Indian pea)
Lineage: Eukaryota; Viridiplantae; Streptophyta; Magnoliopsida; Fabales; Fabaceae
Source: the annotation of a GenBank genome assembly
AUGGCUUACAAAGCUUCCUCUUUCCUUGCACUUCUUCUCAUUGCGAAUGUACUGCUUAGUACUACUUGCCAAGCACGCAACAGUAUUCCAAGAAACUCAAACACUGAUGACAAGAAAGAGCCUCAAUUCUUUUUCCAUUUUGAUGGGAUUCCCGGCUUCGGGCGAGGAGGGUUGCCACCUUUGUUUGGUUCAACACCUCAAAGUCCAUCCAAUGGCGGAGGAGAAGGAGCAGGAGUAGGAUCAGAAUCAGGACCAGGAUCAGCGCCACCUAGUGGACAUUAUGUUCCAGGGGGUGAUGACACCUUUGUCCCAAAUCCUGGUAACGAGGUUCCGAUACCAGGAAGUGGCGGUGCGGUUCCAGUUCCAGCUGCAAUUCAUCCUUGA